This is a messenger RNA of Archocentrus centrarchus (flier cichlid), 3563 nucleotides long. RefSeq lists its product as uncharacterized. The coding region runs from base 819 to 2852 and encodes 677 amino acids. The record is from RefSeq and is a predicted model, not a curated record. The transcript has 10 exons. Lineage: Eukaryota; Metazoa; Chordata; Actinopteri; Cichliformes; Cichlidae.
CUUUGUCUCCUGAGGCAUUACUGUGCGAGAUUACAGAAUAUUAUUAAUUCAUUUCAUAGUUUUAUUAUUUAAUUGAUCUGUGUUAAAGUUGUGAAGGCUGAGUUAACCUAGCUGUACUAGUUUAAAAGGUGAAUUAUCCCAGGGAAAGCUACAUUAGCCCACAACGUUUCUCACUUGUAAGUUGUUUUGCAUAAACGUUUAUGCUAAAUAAAUGUAAUGUGAGUCAUAACUGGCCAGGUGAGAGAUAGGAGGUGUAAAAAAUGUUUUGUACCCCCUUAUAAAACCUCAGAACCCCCCUUUAUAAUUCAGUGGAGCCCCCACUCUCUGUAGCCCCUCCACCCAGUCUCUGUAAUGGCUGCCAUCUCACACGCAUCCUGAGAUUUGACGUCCCCACCGCACCCACGCCCAUCCCCCCUCAACACUCCCUCCAUGGCUUGCUGAAACUCUCAAAUCUUGCAGAUUUGACUGGUGCGAAACCUACAAAAUGUCCAUUAUAACGAAUAACUUUGUCUCCUGAAGCAUUACUGUGGGAGAUUAUCGAAUUUUAUUAAUUAAUUUCAUAGUUUUAUUACUUAAUUGAUGCGUGGUAACGUUGUGAAGGCUGAGUUAAAGUGUCAUUAGUUGUUUACACAGGGCUGAGCCGUCAGCCUCAGCUAGCUGCUUUUUGUAUCCAAGCAGGAACUCCGGUUUGUGCCGGAGCCUAAAUCAAGCGCUCCUUUAUCACUGCCUCACACCUGCACCAACGACGGCAUUCAGACCUUCAUGCUAAUGUCUGAGGAAUGAGGAGCAUUCUAGCUGUGCCACACUGAAGAAAAUGAAUGCCAACCAGAGUUUUAGAUCAUAUGAUGGAAGUGCCGGUAGCGUGGGAGAGGUUUGACGAGUCUACACCCAGCUGUCCCAGUUCAAAAGCCACUGAUGAGACAAAUGAGCUUGAUCCUGAACAGAGGCAAAAGGAUCAAACACGUCACACUUGUCGCCUCAAGAAACUCAAAGCCCAUCAUGAUAAAUGUGAGGCUCAUUACAAGGCAGCCUGUGUAAAGAUGGCAAAUGAAGAGAAGGAGAGGACGUCUUGUCUACAUGAGAAGGGUUUAAUGCAAUCACAACAGUCAUCCAGUGAGAGUGACGAUACCAUCAUCCUUGGUCCAACACCAGCUGCAGUAAUCCAGGACAUGAGUGUGCCUGAGCUCGCCAGAACCAACAGUUUGAUUGUUGUCCGCAGUGAGAAGUGCAUCUUGAAAUUAGGAGAACAUUUGUUCAAUAAACAUGGCCAAGAUGUUACAAGACACGAAUACAUCCGACAGAAGAUGCGUGAGACCGCACGAGUUGUUCUGCAAGGACAGAAAGAUGGCAAGUUGGAGAUGCUGUCAGAUUUCUUUGUGCCAGCUAACUUCCCUCACGUCAUAGAUGCCGUUCAGAAGGUGGCUGGCUUGGACGAGAGAACAAAAGUCUUCAAAACACCAUCUUUAGCACUCAAGUUGGGUCACAACCUCAACAAAGUGGCCAGUAUUCUUGAAUGUGAGGCUAUGAUCUCAGGCGAUGAGAAUACCAUUCAGAAUGUGCGAGUUUUCAAACAGAUCUGUGAGACCAGAUGGAGCGAGUGUGUCUCUUCCUAUGCCCUUAGGACUUUGAAUGAGGCUAAAUGGAAUGCUCCUCAGCUUAUUCCCUUUGCUGAUGAUGUCAGAAAAAUGCAUCAGUAUCUUGACACAAAAAGGAUUGAGUGCCAGAGAAACCUGAAGGAAGAAGCAGUAAAGAAGAACUGGGCUGAACUUGCCAAGAUCACACUGUGUGAGGUGAUAAUAUUCAACCGGAGAAGAGAGGGAGAAGUAUCCAAGAUGCCUCAGAAUGCUUUUACUUUGAGAGAUACUUCUGUCACCCAUCCAGAUGUGGAGCUUGCUUUGUCAGAACUUGAGAAGAAGCUGUGUAAGCACUUCCAGCGAAUUGAGAUAAAAGGCAAACGCGGCCGAAAGGUUCCCAUUCUCCUCACUCCUGAUAUGGCUUCAUCGAUGGAGUUGCUUGUACAAAAUCGUCAUCAUUGUGAUGUGUUGGAUGAAAAUCCGUACAUGUUUGGCAGACCACAGACUCUCAAUCACUUCAGAGGAUCUGAUAUUAUUCGUGAGAUAGCUCAAAGCUGUGGAGCAAAACACCCAGAAGCAUUGUCCUCAACCAAACUCAGGAAGCAUAUGGCCACCAUGUCAAAGGUUCUUAACCUAAAGGACAAUGAAAUGGAUGACCUGGCUGACUUCCUAGGCCAUGACAUUAGAGUCCAUCGUCAGUUCUACAGAUUGCCUGAAGGUACAUUACAGCUUGCAAAAAUCAGUAAAGUGUUGCUGGCGCUGGAAAGAGGACAGCUCUCCAACUUCAAAGGAAGAAAUCUGGAUGAGAUCAGCAUUGAUCCACAAGAGAAAAUGUCUGUGGACAGUGGAUCAGACACUGAAGAGGAAGAGGUUGACUCAGCUGAGAGGGAUCCUGCAACUUCAUCUUCCAGAUCACCAGAUCAAUUUGGGGUGACCAGGAGAUGCACCACUGAAGGUGGACAAAACAAAGAUCUGCCUUCAGCCAAAGAGAGAUCAAAUGACAAGGUACCGGUGGCCAUGGAAGUCUCUGGCAACUCCAACACAACUAAAGGGCCAUCACAUAGGAAGAGAGUGAAGUGGAGCCAAGAAGAAAUCCAGGCGGUGGAGAAAACGCUCAUGGACUGUAUUGACUCUGGAACGGUUCCUGGGAAAGCCCAGUGUAUGAAGUGCAUUGAAGCCUCACCAGUGGCCCUUGAGAACAGGACAUGGCAAGCGGUUAAGUUCUAUGUGAAAAAUCGCAUAGAUGCAUUAAAACGAGAGACUUUCACAAAAAGGUAAGCGUUGACCUUUUAUUAAAGUGAAUGGAAACGGGCCAUUUGUUAGUACCAUAACCACGCCAGUUCUGUUUGGAGUUUGAAAGUUUUGAAGUUUUGGGACAGCUGCAGUCAGGUUUUGUAAUAGAAGUAUGUAUACAUAUUGCAUGUUCAUGUUUAUGAAUACGUAUUGAUGAAUACAUAAAUUUUUAUUUUUUCAUUUGUUUUACAUGUUGGCUUUUAUGUAUAUUUUUUUUGCCACAAGAUUGAAAUAUUAUAAACUGUGCAAUAAAAUGGUUUGCAUAAAACCAGAAAGGAGAGUCCAGUAUUGAUGGUUGGCAGUAAACAGGUUACCAGUACUUAAAAAUAAUUUUUAACAAAAAAGAAUCAAAUAUAAUGUGGUUUAUUGACUUAUUUAUUGCUUAUAUUUGACAUCCUCAUAUAUCUCAGUGGUCCCUAAAACUUAACAGUGCCACCUGGUGGAUAAGUCAAAUGAGCAGGUCCCCAUGUGGAGCCAAAAACCUGAAAGAUUAAAAUUUUCUAAAUUUGAUUAUUUUUUAUAUUAAAGAUGAUAUUUCAUGUUCAAAAAAAUAGAAGACUAAAAUUAACCUAAAACCAAGCCUCUAGAUCGUUUAGAAAGUUGGGUCCCCACGUGUAACCACCUAGUCAGGGGCCUAAAGAGAGUCCCCACGUUUGAGGAAAAACACGUAUGUGUGUGUGUGUGUGUGUGUGUGUG